AUGCAGAAAGCAUUUGAGCUGUUCCUACUCUGUGAUUGCAAGGUCUACCUGCUGGUUGAACACCAACAAGAUACCUUUGUUUUCAACUCAGAGGACUUUAGUUGGCCACCACCAGACAGAGAACUGGAAGUCCACUGCCGGAACGUAAACCGGCUGUAUGGCUCGCAGGAAAUUUAUGCGCGCAUCACUGAAGAUGAACGCAAGGAUCUUAUCCAGUUGCUGAUUUGUCUCAACGCUCUGGCGGCUGGUAUAGCAAAGGAACAAGGCAUACCUGGAAAAUCAGCGGUACAGGCAAAGGCCAUUAAUCAGCCCAAUGGGGUAGCCGAGACCGUAUUAGACCGGUCUUCCGUGACAAGCGAAUCAGAGGACGAGAAUUUCGAGGGCGGCCUGUAUCAAGACAAUACAAGGGUUACAGAAUAA
Aspergillus udagawae is the source of this 420-nucleotide messenger RNA. RefSeq lists its product as uncharacterized. Lineage: Eukaryota; Fungi; Ascomycota; Eurotiomycetes; Eurotiales; Aspergillaceae. The coding region runs from base 1 to 420 and encodes 139 amino acids. The transcript is spliced from 2 exons. The record is from RefSeq and is a predicted model, not a curated record.